GAAGAAACUUCAGAAAAGGACCAAUAGUUCCACAGUGUUUUCUUCAACUACGUAAGAGUAUAACCAAAAAUAGGUGCUUUUUGGUUCAUAGUAGUUGGGGGAUCCUGAGGUGGUGUGUUAACGAAAGCUCUCUAGUCUCGCCACUGGUUGAAUUGGUAGAUUGAAGAAGUAGAUGAAGAGUUGUUUUCGACGGAACAGUCUUCAGUAUCCGCAGAUGCGAGCUUGCUGGUUAUAACGACCGGUGUUCCGCCUGUACGCGGGUACUACCACGUAUUUCACGUAUCGAUCUAAUAAACUUGUUUUAAGUUCGAAUCGAGGUUCAAGAUAUCGGAAUUAUGUGAAGUGGACACAACAGACACCAAACUAUGUUGAGAAAACGGAUCAAGGGAUCGUCCGAAGGAAAAUGAGCAACGCAUCUGUACUACGAAAAGGAUCCAAUGUCACUAAAUCUGGGUGGUAUGAGGAAAGUGUACUUUUCAUGUUGGACGUGAGUGAAAAUGGUCUGUUUUCUGGCGUGUUUGUACCACCUCCCCCAAGACCCAUAUUCUUCAAUGCUUCGGCGAUACCUGAUGACCUCACCACAUGUGAUCUUUGCUCGUGGGCAUGGAAAAAAAGCAAGAUUUUGACAACGGAAUCCUCAUUCGAUAUUCCGAACCAAGUCGAGUGGCUAUUCAGUCUGGUAAUAGUGUCGAUAAUUUCUGCAAGUCUGGGCGCCAUAGCGAUGAUAAUAUUCUUUCAGUGUAAACGAUCAAAGAAUAUGGUUCAAAAUGUUUCAGAUGUGAGCCGUAGAUCCAUUUCAAGACAAUCAACAAGAAAUAUGACUGUGAGGCCUCCGAUAGCAGAGCCAACUGAUAAAAAUGAAAUAGAAACUAUUGUUUUCCCAAUCAGCACAUCAGAUAGCAGCGUUUGGUGUUGGCUUUCUAAAAAAUCAUCUAGUCCAACGCAACUCAAUUUCACAAGCACCCCUGUGGAGAACCAUUACACUCAGAUGGAAGAAGCGUACAAUAAUGAAGAUGCACUAUACGCUGAACUCGAUAUGGAUGGAUCAGCGCAAACGAAAAAUGGAAGUACUGAGCCCUAUCAAAAUCACGCCUUUAUUGACCCAGACAUUCAAGUAUCUAGUGCUCCAAGUAGUGCAUAUUAUUCUGAUUUAUCGGUAACUCCUAUAUCAGAGCAGGCUUACGAGGUGGUGAAUCUAGCAACUAUGAACGUGAAUUGGGACAAUAUCGGUAGCAGUAGUAAGCAAUAUGUUCCAGCUAGGUUGGCAGCGAUUAGUGAAAACGCCACAGUUCCUUCAGAUUAUGUUUGAGACUGAACAGUUGUGUAUAAAUUUCAAUAGUGCCCGAUUAAUAUGAAUAUCCAAACGAAUUAUACAAUUAAAU
Coccinella septempunctata (seven-spotted ladybird) is the source of this 1382-nucleotide messenger RNA. RefSeq lists its product as uncharacterized. Bases 404 to 1309 code for a protein of 301 amino acids. NCBI's taxonomy places the organism in Eukaryota, Metazoa, Arthropoda, Insecta, Coleoptera, Coccinellidae. The record is from RefSeq and is a predicted model, not a curated record. The transcript is spliced from 6 exons.